This is a messenger RNA of Aegilops tauschii subsp. strangulata, 1152 nucleotides long. NCBI's taxonomy places the organism in Eukaryota, Viridiplantae, Streptophyta, Magnoliopsida, Poales, Poaceae. The record is from RefSeq and is a predicted model, not a curated record.
AUGGCGAACCAUUGGGGCUCAUCCAAUCGGCGUGCAACAAAUGGCAUGGGAUCGUUGAGGAGAUCGCGGCUCGCCUGGAGAGCGGCGCCAGCAUUGAGGAUCAGGUAUGGCAUGCCGGUCUCCCACUUCUUUUUGUUGUGCGCGCCCGCCAACUGUUUGUUCGUCGGCGCAGCUGCUGCGGAUGUUCACCAUGUAUCGCCAGGACAGCAACGACCAAGAUUUAUGUACCUCCACGUCUUCAAGCGGAUCGAGAAGUGCGAGAAGUGGGCGGAUGUCCGGCGCACCCUCGCCAAAGCCAAGGAGACCUACAAGCCGGACGUGCCGACGCUGGGCGCGGGUGCUUCACUGUUAGCGGCUUCCACCCAGGCCGCUGAAGUUUCCAAACUCACGCGAAAGCUGAAGCUGGCUGACGAUGAGAUUGACCGCGUUAACAAGCGGUUCGAUGAGGCGCAAGGCAGCGCGACCGAGGUCGAGGCCCUCAAGAGUGCCCUUGCCGAAGCCAAGGAGGAGGCGAAGGCGAGCAAAGCGGCCGCAGACAAAGCGACUGCGGAUUUAAAGGCCGAACAGGUCGCCCGCCGCCAGUAUGACGAGAGGGUGACCGAGGUGGAGCGAGAGCUCAAGGAUGCCGCCGACCAGUCGGGCGACGGGCACCCCGAAGGCAACAAAGGGGCCAAGAAGGGGAAACACGCCGACUCGGCUACCGCGCGAGUGCAGGAGUCCAUUGAGCAUUGCCUCGCCGACGCACAGGCCCGGGCCGCCCUGCGUGAAGAGAAGACCGAGGCGCGGUGGUCGGCGUUGAUGACGAACAACGCCGUCAAGCUCGACCUACUCCGGACUAACGUCGCCGCGAAGAAGAGGAACACCGACUUGACUUUCCUAAUGGGCGGGGCGGACAUGCUCCAGAGCAACGAAGAGCAGCUCAAGGCGUGGUACCUGGCGGAGCGCGGCCUCAUCCUGAACCAGCUGCGGUCGACGGCGCCGCCAACUCCCACGCCCACGCCGACGCCGCAGCCAAGCCCGAGCGAUAAUGCCUCCACGACGCCCAGCAGCACAGAAGCCGCACCGACGCCGCCCAGCACAGAAGCAGCUCCGACACCGCCAAGCCCGCGCACGCCGAUCCCGCCGAUGCCGGAGGCCGACCCCGCCCUUUGA